AUGCGCGCCGUCCUUUGGACAGGAAUCCCUUUCCAAAUGAACGUAACUGACGUCCCAAAUCCCACCAUCCAGAACCAAACCGACGCCAUCAUAAAAGUCACCACAGCCGCUAUCUGCGGAACAGAACUCCACACUUACCACGGGGUAUACGGGAGUGGGACCGUCCCGUGGAUCAUGGGACAUGAAUGUAUUGGUGUCGUCGAUGAGAUUGGGAGUGCGGUUGGCUCUGUAGAUGUUGGGGAUCGAGUUAUUGUUCCUGAUGCGACUUAUGAUGGAUACGAGGGGUUUGGGGCUAGGGAAAAUGUGGGAUUUGGGUAUGGGGUUGAUUAUGUGCUUGCCGGGGGUGGUUGUCAAGCUGAAUACGUCCGCACACCCAAGAACACCCUAGACAACGAUUACCUCCUCGUGGGCGACAUCUUCGCCAAAGCCUGGGCCGGCCUCGAUUUUUCCGACUUUGAAACCGGCGAUUCAGUCGCAGUAUUUGGCUCCGGCCCUGUUGGCCUCCUAACCGCAUACUCUGCCAUACUCCGCGGGGCAUCUGCAGUGUAUGCAGUCGACCACGUUCCCGAGCGUCUGAGAAUGGCAGAAUCAAUUGGUGCAAUACCUAUCAAUUUCCGGGACUCUGAUCCCGUAGGGCAGAUACUGGACUACGAAUCAAAAGGCGUAACACGCAGCAUCGACUGCAUCGGCUACGAAGCCGUUAACGCAGACCUCAAACACGAGCAAAAUAUCGUCACCAACAGCAUGGUCUCCGUGACCGCGCAAGGAGGCGGUAUCGGACUAAUAGGCUAG
Molecule: messenger RNA, 792 nt
Organism: Aspergillus chevalieri
Lineage: Eukaryota; Fungi; Ascomycota; Eurotiomycetes; Eurotiales; Aspergillaceae
Exons: 3
Coding region: 1-792 (263 amino acids)
Molecular function (GO): oxidoreductase activity; zinc ion binding
Source: RefSeq, a predicted model, not a curated record